AUGACCACUAUAAACAUGUCUACCUUAUACAAGCUAGCGGCCACCGGAAACACCCCGGAGAUCAACUGGAAUGACAACCAUUUGAGAGCUCUGGCACAUUUGGACGACGAGGAGAUUGAUAUCCUUCGACUUCCUUCGCCCUGUUGUCUGAUCAGGCACACCCCGACCGAGUUCUCUCACAUAUCACACUGGCCAAACCAAAACAAGCGCCGUCCAUGGAGACUCGGCAUCUGCGCAAUGGAAGAAAAGGCGCUCAGCAAAUCCAACCAGGAGAUUUUUCGCCGUUUGGAGUCCACUGGCGAUAUCGAGGUUACUCUGUUCGGCGACAAGACGCUCUUGACCAAACCAGUGGAGAAAUGGCCUAUCUGCGACUCUAUCAUCGCGUUCUAUUCCAAUGGAUUUCCCCUCGAUAAGGCCAUUUUGUACACGCAUCUCCGGUCGCCGAUUUGCUACAAUUCCCUGCUCAUGCAGAAACUCCUCUUCGACCGUCGUCUUUGCCACAGGGUCCUGGAUUAUCUUGGCGUGCGAACACCCAAGAGAUUGGAAGUUAACCGUGAUGGUGGCCCAAGAGCUCUGUGUCAAGAGCUCGUCGUGCAUGUCUAUAAUUUGCUCGGACUGGAACUUCCUGGUCCCCUGGAGGAUGACAAAGUCAAUAAGUUUCCUUUUAUCCAGUCUCCUACGGUGUCAUUGUCAGAGGAUAAAAACACGUUAGAGGUCGACGGACAUAAACUUCACAAACCCUUCGUCGAGAAGCCAGUGAGUGCAGAAGACCACAAUAUCUAUAUCUACUUCUCAAGCACCCCAUAUAGUGAUGGUGGAGGAAGGAGACUGUUUCGAAAAAUUGGCAAUAAGUGCUCCGAGUAUGACCCGUGCUUGAUUGUGCCGCGGUGUAUCACCGAGCAAGGGAUGAGCAGUAGCUAUGUGUAUGAGCCGCUCUUGAACGCAGACAACGGGGAGGAUAUCAAGGCCUACGCAGUGGGAUCCAGCUACUGUUUUGCCGUGACGCGGAAAUCACCCGCAGUGACUGGCAUGGUCCAUCGGGAUACCAAUGGCAAGGAAAUACGGCAGAUCACGGAGGUGAGCAAGGAGGAGGCUGAGGCUGCUGCGAAUAUCUCAGUAGGAUUUGGUCAGGCUGUCUGUGGGUUUGACAUUGUACGAAAUGGGGGCAAGAGCUACGUAAUUGAUGUUAAUGGAUGGACGUCGGUGAAGAAUCAGCCUCGCUUUUACAGCGAUUGUGCAGAGACGCUGCGAAAGAUGCUUUUGGACCGAAAAGCCAGGGAUAAUCUGACUUUUCGACACUAA
Aspergillus tanneri is the source of this 1302-nucleotide messenger RNA. RefSeq lists its product as uncharacterized. Gene Ontology annotation, molecular function: diphosphoinositol pentakisphosphate kinase activity; inositol hexakisphosphate kinase activity; 5-diphosphoinositol pentakisphosphate 1-kinase activity. The transcript has a single exon. Bases 1 to 1302 code for a protein of 433 amino acids. Gene Ontology annotation, biological process: inositol metabolic process; inositol phosphate biosynthetic process. Lineage: Eukaryota; Fungi; Ascomycota; Eurotiomycetes; Eurotiales; Aspergillaceae. Gene Ontology annotation, cellular component: cytosol. The record is from RefSeq and is a predicted model, not a curated record.